Molecule: messenger RNA, 1236 nt
Organism: Lycium ferocissimum
Lineage: Eukaryota; Viridiplantae; Streptophyta; Magnoliopsida; Solanales; Solanaceae
Product: L10-interacting MYB domain-containing protein-like
Exons: 2
Coding region: 24-989 (321 amino acids)
Source: RefSeq, a predicted model, not a curated record
CAUGCGAUUGUUUACAUUCAAUCAUGCCGAAAACUAGUAUGGCACGAAGUAAUGCUAAGUGGGAUGAUGAUGCCAACAUUAAAUUUAUAGAUUUGUGUGAAAAUGAGAUUAGACAAGGACGUAGACCACACACUCAUUUAAAUAGAGAUGGAUGGAAUAAUGUUGUUGAAGAGUUCAAUAAAGACACGGGAAGAAACUAUGAUAAAAAACAAAUGAAAAAUCAUUGGGCUAACAUGAAAAAAGAUUGGAUUCUUUUUAAGAAGUUGAUGAGAGGGGAGACAGGUUUAGGAUGGGAUGCCACGAAAAAUACAAUUAUGGCAGAUGAUGAUUGGUGGGAGCAAAAAAUUAAGGAGGAUGAUCGAUACAAUAAGUUCAGGAAAAUAGAUCUUUCGCUUAUGUGGUAUCGCUAUGAUGCGUUGUUUUCUGAUAUUGUUGCUACUGGAGAAAGAGCACGUACAGCGAAUCAAGAACAAAUGUCUGGCAUUGGAGUAGAUCUUGACGAAGAAGGAAUAAAUGAUAUUGGUGGCUAUGACAAAGAACACUUUAUCAAUCCUAAUGAUGAAGCGAAUAAUGAAAAUGAUGAUAUACAGAAUGUGGAUUCUAUUAUGUUUCCUAAGUCGUCACUAAAAAGACGAGGUUUAAUUGAUGGUAUUGGCACUAACACUCAAGUAAAAAAAAAAAAAAAAAAAAAAAACAAGGCAAAAUCUGGUGCGGCAUCAGUGAGAGAGGAUAUACACUCUCUAGUGGAUUUUAUGUCUAGCAAAAGCACUGCUACAUCUCCUUCAAUAGAUGAUCCCGUCAUCGAUAAAUGUAUGAAUGUGUUGGCAAAUUUUUCUAAUAUUCCUGCUGGGAGUGGAAAGUACAACUAUGUUUACAACAUGUUUCUUAAGAAGGACGUACGUCAACUGUUUCUUAAGAUGGAAACUGAUGAAGCUCAGAAGUCUUGGUUGGAGUAUAACUCUCAGUUAUACCUUGAGAAAAUUGGCUGAUUGUGUUGCUAUGGUUAAAUGUUUUUAUUGUUUAAUGUUCGAACAUUAUGGUUGUACGUGUAAACUUUAUUUAUUGCUUCUUGUUUAGACGUUGCGGUUGUAUCCCUAAAUCUUAUGGUUGUAAGUGUAAACUUUAUGUAUUGUUGAUGUUGUGUUGACGUUGUGGUUGUAUCCUUAAACCUUAUGGUUAUUGUUGUUGUGUUGACUUUAAUGAAUGUGGGAACUUUAUGUAUUAUUGUGGUUAUUG